AUGAUGGACUUUCGACCUUCCCCUACGAGCCUCACCUCGUCAACGGCCAUUGCACGAGCAACAGUGCCACCGUCAAAGCAGCCAACUUACACUACUGCUGGGACAAUCUACAACCCAAACACUUCACAGCCGCUCCAGCCACCAACUCGUCGAGGCCGCUCUUUCAAGUGGGCCCAGAAUAGUGCUACCGACUUGUUUCCAAAGUCGGUUCUCAAUUCCUUGCCUCUCAAGACUCCGGGAUGCCAGGUUCCCAUGUUUCAGCAGUACUCUCCCCUCCAACAAAAUUACGAUCGAGCCGUUAGCCCCCUCGUCGAAGAAAACAGCCCUCUCGCGAAAAUGCCAUAUCCGCGCCUGCCACCUCAGGUGAGCAAUUACAACGGCACAGCUCAAAAGCGUUCCGAGGAGGAUGAAAACCUAGGAGAUGAGAACAAAAAGGAAGACAGCGACAGUGACAGCGAAUUUGGAAUGGAUCCUCUCAUGGGAAUGACUGUCAAGUCUCUUCACAAUCUUGCGUCCUACCCGAAUCCAAACCAGAAGAGGGCUCAGAAGGCCUUGCUUCGUGGAAUAAAGCAACCGACAGGUGGCGCGUCUGACCGAGCCAACUCCGUAGCUCCAUCAAAUGCGGUCCGCCCGAUUGGAUCUCCAGCCAAGAAAAAGAUCUCACAACGGAAUCUUCUGGGUGUAGCUCAACUAGAUUACAGAGUUCAGCCUACAACCCUGGUCGAUACUGAACAUGAACCUGUUACGCUUUCUGAGGAUGAGGUUAGUUCGGGUUCCUUGGGUACCUCUAGCCUCACAUCGCGAGAGGGCUACCGGACAGGUGCCCCGACAUUUUCGACAAGAGUCUUAGGUACCGGAGCUCCAAGACCUCUAACAGCGGGACCCCCUGGUCAGCGGCAAUACCGUCCAUCGACCUUUGAGUCGACUUGGAAAGCCUUGCAAACUAAGUCCCACUUACAGAAACCUGAUUUUGGAAAUUCCGAUAUGUUCGGACCAACCAUCAUGGACUCCAGUUCAGUCGAGAACGAGGGAGGUGCUUCUCUAUCCGAUGUUUUUACACCUCUGGGGGAUACUCGUACGCGUUCUACCAGUCCCUACGCUCAACAUGGGACAGACAAUAGCAAUUCAAAUUCCCGUGCUCUAGACAACAAAUCUCCAGGCACCUCCUCGGAAGACAGCGUCAAGGAUUCAAUGGAGCGAGAAUGUCAGCAGUCCGAAGGCUCUACUGAGCCGAGCAUCUUUGCCGUCUCUACCUGGAGAGACAAUAGCCCAGAAAUACGCAUGAAAUUCAUACCGGGGACUGAUAGAUUGACGGAUGAGGCAAUCAAAUCAAGAAACGACGAUAAUGACCGAUAUUGGUAUGCGGGGUCCGACUUCUUGGGUAAAACAGCCUCGGAGGCUGUUAUCGAUCUCAAAGUGAAAAAGUUGGAGUGCAACCUCGGAGCUAUUGGUGAUGGACGGCCACUCAGGGCUCAAAAUCAUUACUCUCCCAUUGGAAUUCAGGAGGCAAUUCAGAUCCCGCCAGAGGAGCACUCAAAGCCGAUCAUGAAUAUGACAUUCGCAACAAUUCUUCGUUGUCUUGAGGAGAAAUGGUGCCGCCAAAUUCUUCAGAAAAAUGAAAUCCGGGGACAGUAG
Messenger RNA from Clonostachys rhizophaga, 1635 nucleotides. Lineage: Eukaryota; Fungi; Ascomycota; Sordariomycetes; Hypocreales; Bionectriaceae. The record is from the annotation of a GenBank genome assembly.